GUAGUAGGUUGAUAAACACACCGUGCAUCUAUUGGCCUCAAGCACUCCAGCUAGUAAUCGGAAACAUUGGCGGACUGAACUUUCUGUAGCAAACGACUAAGCAUUACCAUCACAGGCACAAUGGAGAAGCUCAGAGCACAGCUCGUUGAGAAGAAUGUGACCAACCUCAGACGGCUUGGCAGGAAAUUUCGAAUCAUGGAUGACGACCGUAGCGGCUCGCUGUCCCUUGAGGAGUUCACAAAAGGCAUCCGUGAUAUGGGGAUUGACAUGAGUUUCGAAGAAAUCAAUGCUGUAAUGAAGACAUUGGACAAAGACGGAUCAGGAAGUCUCAACAUAGACGAGUUUUUGGAAGCUGCAAGGCCACCCAUGUCCGAGUACAGGAAGAAUUUGAUCGAGGCCGUCUUUAAGAAAGCCGACAAGAGCGGCGAUGGUUUCAUCACCCCAGUCGACUUGAAGGGUGUGUUCAACGUCUCCUGGAACCCGGCCUUUAAGAGCGGGAAGAAGACGGAGGAGCAACUUUUCGAAGAGUUUUUAAAUACCUUUGAGCCCGACCAAGCUACCAGAGACGGGAAGGUGACACUUGCGGAGUUCAUGAGCUACUACGCAAGCAUCGGCCAAGCUUUUCCUGAAGAUGCAGACUUCGAGGAAAUGAUGAAAUCAUACUGGGGAGUCUAAAGCACGAGAAAGCUCAACUGGACCACGAAAAAAGAAUCCAUGUACAAAAAAGGCUCAUGAUAAAACCAGGGAAAGGCUCAAAUAUAAAACUAGGGAAAAGGCUCCACGAUAAAACCAUGGGAAAUGCUCCAAGAUAAAACCAUGGAAAGGGCUCCAAGAUAAAAACCAUUAGAAAGGCUCCAUGAUAAAAACCAUUAGAAAGGCUCCAUGAUAAAUUGAGUGAAAGGGAUCCAUGAUAAAACCAGGGAAAAGGCUACAUGAUAGAACUGGGAAAAGGCUCCAUGAUAGAACUGGGAAAAGGCUCCAUGAUAGAACUGGGAAAAGGCUCCAUGAUACAUUUAAGGAAAAGGCUCUAUGAAAUUUCUGGAAAAGGAUCCAUAGGGAAAAGGCUUCAUAAUAAACCAUUGGUAAAGGCUUUACAGUCGAACAACUGAAAAUCUCCAUGAUAAAACAACUACAGACAAAAAGUAGUCGAUGCAUUAUAAAUCGAAGCUAUACGAACUUAAGUCUAGCACUGCGAAAGUUUAUUAAUCAACUAGUUUUAUACAGAUUUGUACUUUUAAAAGCUUAAAAAACCCGCCCUUUUGAAAAGCGCCCAAUUUCAGCCCCAAUAAUGUAACUGAAUUCUAUUUUACAAAGACUGACUAAGCCAAUAAAUACUUUAGACCUUGCCAAAGAAAAUCAACAUUGGUUGUGUAUUGUUUGUCUAACAAAAUGUUUUCAAAAUCACCGUAUAAUCAAUUGAUCAGAAUAUUGUAAAACAAUUUCUUGACAACAGAAAGAAAAACUUUGAAUGGUAUAAACAUAAAAAUGGUCUUUCUUCAUACACCUUCAAAUGUCGAGGGCUCUGAAAUAUUCGGGAGAAUAAACAUUUUAUAGCUAACAACGUCUUGUUUAGAAUUUUGAUUUGUGCUCAAUAAGAAACACUUUCGCUUUCAUGCACGAAACACCAAAUAGAAUUUGUUUGUUCGUGUAGUGUAUAGUUGUUAUAAAAGUGUAUAUUAUUUCAAUUGGAUUUUGUCAAGUUCAUAUAAUUAAGUAGAUAUGUUUAUUUGCAUCAGUUAUAUUUCAUAAUAUUGGAGUUGUUGCCCUACACCCGAUGUGUCAUGUGCAUUAUAGACCAACCACAGCUUUCCAUUUUGAUUGGUAUAAGCACUCCUGUGGCGCAUCUGGAACUCUCUCCAACUUAAUCUUAGAUCCUGUCUUUGUACCGCAAAAUUCAAAUCUCUUCUCAAAACUUAUCUAAUGUCACAGGUUUUCAAGGACUAAUUUUGCUGAGUCAAUAAUGUUUAUAGCGAGUUUAAACCCGGCCUUACUGAUACUGCGACCAAUAUUUAAUAGAACCAUUAUUGUAUUACUGACAGUUUUAAACCAAGACUGACGUCAGAAAAGAAGAAUAAAUCAGUUU
Molecule: messenger RNA, 2083 nt
Organism: Asterias rubens (European starfish)
Lineage: Eukaryota; Metazoa; Echinodermata; Asteroidea; Forcipulatida; Asteriidae
Product: calcyphosin-like
Exons: 5
Coding region: 121-675 (184 amino acids)
Molecular function (GO): calcium ion binding
Source: RefSeq, a predicted model, not a curated record